Molecule: messenger RNA, 1454 nt
Organism: Nicotiana tabacum (common tobacco)
Lineage: Eukaryota; Viridiplantae; Streptophyta; Magnoliopsida; Solanales; Solanaceae
Source: RefSeq, a predicted model, not a curated record
UCGUACGUCGUACUUAUACGACGACGUUUCAUCUUACUUCAUCCAUAAUUUCCCACACUAACGAACCUAACCAUAUACUAAGCGUGGAGCAUUUUGGGAGGGGGGAGAAUGCAUGCCGCCGGCGCUCCUCCGGUUACGGUGUUGCCGUCGACGUGGCCAGCUUAUUCAGCGCCACGUGUAGGCACGAGAUAUUUGAGUAUUCGAGCUUGGACUUCAUUAUCCAAUGACAGUGAGAACCACCAUUACAGUAGAAGGUCUCAACAGUACUGGGAUAAGUUCUACAAGCUCCACAAAAACAAGUUUUUCAAGGACCGGCACUACUUGGAAAAGGAUUGGAGAAGUUAUUUUGAUGAUGAAAUUGAAUCUUCCCAUGUGAAGGUUGUUUUAGAGGUGGGCUGUGGAGCGGGGAAUACGAUUUUUCCUCUCAUAGCUACGUUUCCCAAUCUCUAUGUUCACGCUUGUGAUUUCUCACCCCAGGCAAUAACCCUUGUUAAGUCACAUGCAAAUUUCAGUGCGGAAAAGAUGAACGUCUUUGUCUGUGAUGCCGCAAAGGAUGAUCUCUGUGUUAACGUCAUGCCUUCUACUGUUGAUAUUGUAACCUUGAUUUUUACAUUGUCUGCAGUUUCUCCUGGGAAGAUGGCUUCCAUUCUAGAAAACUGUAAAAAAGUACUAAAGCCAAAUGGUCACAUUCUUUUACGAGAUUAUGCAGUUGGAGAUUCUGCUCAGGUGAAAUUGCAUGACAGAAACCAGAUGAUUCGUGAGAAUUUUUAUUUUCGAGGAGAUGGAACUGUAAGUAUUCUCUGGAGGUUGUUUGUUUAUCUGUGUUUCCCUGCUGUUAUAUUAACUUCAGCUAAAUCGCUGCCAUUAUUGGCUCAGUGUUCAUUUUACUUUUCGGAGGCUUUCGUAUCAACCUUGUUUCAGAGUGUUGGUUUUGUAGUCGUGGAUAUAAACACAUAUUGCAAAGAAAUUACGAAUCAUUCUCGGAAUAUUACCAUGCAACGGCGCUGGAUACGUGCCACAUUUGGUCGUUCAUGAUUGCAAAUUCCUUUCUCCUCUUUCAUCGUGGAUUCAAAGUCGGUAAUCCAAAAUUUAACAUGCCAUCAUCUAGCUGUUAGACAUGGUUUGUGCUGCGGUUUGUAUGUUAGAGCAGCCAUUACUGAUGAGGCCUGUGAGGCAGGAGGAUAUACUCGACAAGCUAGCACCUGAAGUCGAGAUGCAGUUGAAAAAUUGAGUAUUUGAAGCUGGAAUUGAAGUGUUAAAAGCUACAAUACAGUUUCCUGUGCCUAAGGUGCUCGAUUUUGAUUUUGUGAUGAUGCACUACACUCUUUCCAUUCUAGUUCUCUUUCUGUAAGUUAAUUGGAAGGCCUCAAUAAAGGGGGAAGGAAAAAAAGAAAGCAAGACAAAAAGGGAUACAAUUCAGUGAAAUACCAUUUCAAGAUUCUUCAACGUCUCUA